UGACGGCACUCCCGCAACGCGCGGUCCACAGUUCAACACGUGCUUUCCGCCGGUACCGGUCUCCAGAUAAACUUUAAUCACAGAUUAUUUUACCACAAAUGUAUAAAACAAGCGGCUCAGUGAUAAACUCAUCAGUAUACCCAAGUAUCAGUGAAUAGUGAACGCGUUUAAAUAUUGGUGGAUUGAAAUUAUCGGAAUAUUCGACGUAAGUUUUGCUGCGAUUAUUACUUAGCUUGAAAAAGCGUUCAAAAAUGGCUCCGAAUGCAACAGACGUAAAUGGGGUGCUCUUCGAGAGCGACGCCGUGACCCCGGACAUGGCUUUGCCGAAUACCCCAGUGGCACAGGCAGACAACACGCCCAAGCAGUAUGUGUGGAGAAACAUCAUCCUCUUUGCAUACCUCCACCUCGCAGCCGUAUACGGCGGAUACCUCUUCCUAUUCUCUGCUAAAUGGCAAACGGACCUUUUUGCCUACAUCUUGUAUGUAAUGUCUGGGUUGGGUAUCACCGCUGGAGCUCACCGACUCUGGGCACACAAGUCCUACAAAGCUAAAUGGCCUCUCCGCCUCAUUCUGGUUAUCUUCAACACCAUUGCUUUCCAGGAUUCGGCAAUAGACUGGGCUCGUGACCACCGCAUGCACCACAAGUACUCUGAGACUGACGCGGACCCUCACAACGCAACUCGCGGCUUCUUCUUCUCCCACAUCGGCUGGCUGCUGGUCCGCAAGCAUCCUGAGCUCAAGAAGAAGGGCCAAGGACUCGACCUUAGUGACCUGUAUGCCGAUCCCAUCCUGCGCUUCCAGAAGAAGUACUACAUCUACCUGAUGCCGCUGGCUUGCUUCGUGAUGCCGACGGUGGUGCCGGUGUACCUGUGGGGCGAGAGCUGGACCAACGCGUUCUUCGUGUGCGCAUUGUUCCGGUACGCCUUCAUCCUCAACGUGACGUGGCUGGUCAACUCCGCCGCCCACAAGUGGGGCGACAAGCCCUACGACAAGAGCAUCAAGCCCGCUCAGAACCUGUCGGUGUCCGUGUUCGCGCUCGGCGAGGGCUUCCACAACUACCACCACACCUUCCCCUGGGACUACAAGACCGCCGAGCUCGGCAACAACUCGCUCAACUUCACCACCAACUUCAUCAACUUCUUCUCGAAGAUCGGCUGGGCGUACGACUUGAAGACGGUCUCCGAUGAGAUCGUGAAGGCGCGCGUGGAGCGCACCGGCGACGGCUCGCACCACCUGUGGGGCUGGGGCGACAAGGACCACGACCAGAAGGAGAUCAACGCCGCCAUCAGGAUCAAUCCCAAGGACGACUAAACUGUUCACUGAGCUUACCAAUUUAUAAAGUGUUACUAAUUUUAACCACAAUAAAAGACACUUGCGUAGAAGUAGUAUGUCGAACUCUAAUUUCGUUUUCAUUGUCUUCGACGCUCCUAGUAGGUGCAUGCUUUGUGGACGUAUGUAUGUUUCAUCAUUAUCUAGUUUUCCUACAUAGAUUAAGUUUAAUAUUACUAUGUCUUAGAUUAUUUAAGAGCGCAAAAUAAUUUAUUAUGAAGCGUUUAUGUGCAAGCUAAAACUAUGCAAUUUUUUUUAUAUUAAUUGUACUUACUACAAAACAUACCUAAAUGUAACCUUAGUCGUUCGUGAUAACGAAGUAAAUAUUAUACAUGUUUGUACGAAAGUUAUAUUAUAAACUUAUAAAGUUUAUAAAUGUAAGUAACUUAUGUGAUAAGUUAGGUAACACAUCAGUAUUAUAGACCACAUAUUUCUAUUGACAUGUUUCCUCAUAUGUAUAGCUACUAGUCCGAUCGCAUUUGUAGUGAACUAAGUACAAGAUUUUAUAGUUUGAGCUACAAAUAUUACAAUAAGAUUGUAGUGAAUCUAUCCGGCUAAAAUACAUAUUUAAUAUGGUUAAUUUAUAUUAAGAUAUGUGGUGUAUAACAUGAAGGGUUCACGGAAUUUAUGCAUAGUAAGUGUACGUACAUUCAUGACGGGGAAUGGUUGUUACAUUAUGUAUGUAUGGAAAAUGACUGACGUGUAAAGACUUGUGAUAUUUAUUUAUUAGGUCGGAUGGGAGUUAUGUCACGUUGCAAUGACAAAUACCACCGAGACAGGUCAUAUAAUGUCCUUAACAUGGGAGAUAAAAUGCCACAUCGAAACAAUUCAUCUAAAAAAGCAAUAUUGCCAGUUUGACAUGUGCGCAUAUAAAAGUAAGUGCGCAAUGCAAAUGUCAAAUAGCAAUAUUGCUUUUCAAGAUGAUUUGCUUCGAUGUGGCCUUUUUAACCCCCCACUCUAUAGCUGCCGGCAUUAUAGGGUUUCAUAAUUUAUCACCAGAAUAAAUAUGAAUAGUGUUAAAUAAAAAUGUCUUCUUUUAUUAUUAACUUCUUCCUAUUAGUAAAUCUACGGAUUUAAUUAACAAAGUAGUUGAGAGCACAUUCUUAUAACGAUAUAGCACUUAUUUGUUAGCUGUAGUAAUAAUGUUCUCACUAAGAUUUUGUCUUCAAAGAAUCCAUAAUGUUUAACAUAAGUACUAAUUGUUAUUUAUGUUCAUUAUACUAAAUGGUACAAAGA
This is a messenger RNA of Pectinophora gossypiella (pink bollworm), 2564 nucleotides long. RefSeq names its product acyl-CoA Delta-9 desaturase-like (gene DESAT4). The record is from RefSeq and is a predicted model, not a curated record. Bases 252 to 1310 code for a protein of 352 amino acids. Gene Ontology annotation, molecular function: iron ion binding; stearoyl-CoA 9-desaturase activity. Gene Ontology annotation, biological process: unsaturated fatty acid biosynthetic process. Gene Ontology annotation, cellular component: endoplasmic reticulum membrane. Lineage: Eukaryota; Metazoa; Arthropoda; Insecta; Lepidoptera; Gelechiidae. The transcript is spliced from 5 exons.